Molecule: messenger RNA, 423 nt
Organism: Melampsora larici-populina 98AG31
Lineage: Eukaryota; Fungi; Basidiomycota; Pucciniomycetes; Pucciniales; Melampsoraceae
Exons: 1
Coding region: 1-423 (140 amino acids)
Source: RefSeq, a predicted model, not a curated record
AUGAUCACUGCACUUGAAAAGUAUGGUCAAUUUACGAAAUGCAAAGAGGAAGUGAAGGCAAAGGUUAAAGAGAAACUUCAUCUGAGAUCUCGGAAGCAGGACGAGAUUGAUGCCAAGAAGGCCAAAGAAGAAGCAGAAGAUAAGCCGGCCCAACUCGCAGCUCAACGACUUAAAGACCGAGAAAGAUGGUUAGAAUAUCAACAAAAUGCUAAAGUUGCAUUUCAAGCGGGCGAAGCUGAGCGUCAGGCUAUCAAGACCGCAGUAGGUGCUGGCAAUAAGUUGAAUGGGAGUACAACGCUACCAGCCCUUCCAUAUGACGGCAAAUCGAUACAAGAAAUGACUGAUCAUCAGCGGAUAGAGCGUGGAGCUGCAGUGAGUGUUUGCCUGAUCUUCAAAAUUGUCAAAUUCGAGCGCCUUAGCUGA